Molecule: messenger RNA, 3394 nt
Organism: Helicoverpa zea (corn earworm)
Lineage: Eukaryota; Metazoa; Arthropoda; Insecta; Lepidoptera; Noctuidae
Gene: Ctns
Product: cystinosin homolog
Exons: 9
Coding region: 237-1499 (420 amino acids)
Biological process (GO): L-cystine transport
Cellular component (GO): lysosomal membrane
Molecular function (GO): L-cystine transmembrane transporter activity
Source: RefSeq, a predicted model, not a curated record
UAAUUCGCUGCCGCCAACCUGUUAUCAUUCAACGUUGAAACGCCGCCGCGGACGCGCGCUCCGCCAUUUUAAAUAAGCACUUCGAUUUUCAAAAGUUUUAUUAGAUAAACUAAUAAAAUUAUUUUUAUAUUAGUUUAUUUUUUAUUUUGGCUUUUAGUGAAGUGUUAAGUGCCAGUGUGACCAGUCGGUUUAAUUCUUUAUUGAAGAAACAAGAAAGUUUAGAUAGAGUCAAGAAGAUGGCUGGUGCAGCAACAGUAUUGAAGCCGCGCGGGGUCGCGUGCGCGCCCUCUAGUCAUAGAAUAAGCCUGUGUUUUGUUAUUGUUUUAUUAUUAGGUAUCCCAAGUGCACAUUCCCAGUUAGAAAAAUUGUAUAUAACCGAAACGGAUCUCAAUAUCCUUGUUGACGAUACACACCUCAUGAAACUGGUGCAAAUUGGCCAAUACAAUGAAAGUCUAAAAGUGACAGCAAACAUCCAACACCCAGACAUCGUGCAAUUCGUCCCUCAAACCAUAGACAUCCCGGGCUCGAAAGAACCGAACUCCACGGUCAAGAUUACCUAUGAUAUCUGCGCUUACGCAAAGAGUCCGGGACAUUCUGAAGUUACUUUCAAUGUUACUCCCGCUGGAUAUGUCAACAUGGACACAGUAUUCCUCCGCAUCACGGUGAUGCACUCUCACGCCAUCAACGUGAUCUCCUACAUCAUGGGCUGGAUAUACUUCGCGGCCUGGUCCGUCUCCUUCUACCCUCAGAUCUACAUCAACUUUAAGAGGAAGAGCGUCGUUGGGCUGAACUUCGAUUUCUUGGCUCUGAACAUCAUGGGAUUUACUAUGUAUUCUCUGUUUAACUGCGGACUUUAUUUUUCGAAGGAUAUUCAGAGCGAGUAUUUCGCCCGUCACCCCCGCGGGCUGAACCCGGUGCAGCUGAACGAUGUGUUCUUCUCUCUUCACGCAGCUUUCGCCACGCUUAUCACUAUCACUCAGUGCUUCUUGUAUGAGCGCGAAGACCAGCGAGUAUCAACAACAGGUCGCAGCAUACUGGGCGUGUUCACCGUCAUAGUGCUGGUGUCGGCCGGCGUCAGCGCGGGCGGCAAGCUGGCGUGGCUCGACUUCUUGUAUUAUUGCAGUUAUAUCAAGCUGUCUAUCACGCUCAUUAAAUAUGUGCCGCAGGCGUACAUGAACUACAAACGUAAAUCAACAGUAGGGUGGAGCAUCGGCAACAUAUUCCUGGACUUUGUCGGCGGUUUCCUGUCGAUCCUGCAGAUGGCGCUGAACGCGUACAACUACAACGACUGGAUCUCGUUCUUCGGCGACGCGACCAAAUUCGGCCUCGGCCUCUUCAGUCUCGUCUUCGACAUAUUCUUCAUUCUACAGCACUACGUCUUCUAUAGAGAGGCGCGGUACAUUCUGCUGCCUGGAACUACAUCGACUGAUGACGACGUGCCUUCGGGGGAACAACACCAAGUUAAUGCUGAGGAGCCCUACCAAGGGGCUCCGGCGUAGCUUCCGCAAGACAUACACACGGACAUACUGAAUCUCUCUUACUCGUAGCAAAAACUGCUGUAGUGCGAGGGAGUGAAAAGAUCAAGGCGUAAGACCUAAGUAUUCCAGAAAGGCCUUAGAAAUUUUCCUAUACAGGAAAAUUAUAUGAAAGUGAAAGAACCUAGGAAUGAUCCCAAACGAGUUUGCUGAAGGAUUAAUUAACAAAAUAAAUUCCAAAAAGACGUAAUGAAAUGAUGAACUGUUUAAACAGUACGGACGUACAUCAUGGGAUAUGAGCUAAAUAUAAACUUGGAACGUUCACAGAAUACGCGGAAGCUAAUAUACGAGCUAACGAAAUAAACAGACUUUUGAAAUUAUGUAAACACCAAAACGUCGUAACUGACAGUUUGGAACAAGAAAUGGGGUGUUAUAGCUGGCACGAUCAAGUUCUUUUUUUUAAAAAAAAAAGCUUAUAAAACUCUUUCGAAACGUCAAGCUCCAAGGAGGUUGUCUCACGGAGAAGAACCGGCAAGAAACUCCAUCGUUAUCCUUUAUGGCUGCGCAUCUCUCAGAUACGGGAAUCUGCAUAAACUGUAGUGUGACAAUACGACUCUAUUCAACGAGAUAAACAAACAAUGCAGGCUUAUUAUAUAGUAUAAUUACGCGUGUAGCUUAUCGUACACUAAGCAAACAAGGACCCCUUUAUAAUGUUAUAAAAGUGUUCUACAGACGUUCAUACAAAUUGUUUUACACACAACAUGAUAUGUGUGUACUGAGACGUGAUAAAGGACAAUAAAAAUGUGUGACUAUAAUGAUUUAAAUACCUAUAUGAUAAACUUUAGUGCAAAUAAAGUGAAGAUGGGACAAUAAGUAUGUGGAGUAGCAUUUUAUUUUAAUGUUCUGACAUGGUGUUUUAGUUAUAAGUAUAUUGUUAUUUUUUGUAAUAUUUACUAUUAUUAAUCCUAGUUUAUCAAGCUACUACCCGUGCCGAUAAAGAAUGGGAUUAGAAAUCGCGACAGCUGUAUUUACCUGUCGCUCAUACACUAUAGCACGUGAGCGAGAGUUGAAUACAGCUGUCGCGAUUUCUAAUCCCAUUCUUUAUCGGCACGGGUUGUACUAUUAAAACUGGAGUUUAUAACAAAUUAGCCUUUGUUGAAAUAAAAUAAGAAUAAAACUGAAAUUGAAAUAAACCCAUUUAAUAUGAGGUGGUGGUUGAAUUGCAUUUUAAAUACUUUUGCUGCUUUACAGUAUUCACCUACCUAAUUUACACAAUUUACUUACACAUUUAUGCAUAGAAAGUCAUAAUGUGUUCAUUUGAGAUAGCUUAAAAUCCUGAAAACAUGGUUUAUCAAAAUUCUUACUCACACGAAGAUACAUGCGAAGUUCAAUAGAGGAUUAUACAUACAUUAUAAAACCUAAAUGAUGUUUACCCAUGACAAGUGUACGUUAUCCGCACUUAUGUCAUUCUAAUCCAUCUCAUAUUGCAGUUGCAUAAUAUUUAAUUGAACUGUUCAUUCCGUACUAUUGUUAUAUAUGAUGAAUUCCAGUUUUUUUUUCACACAAAUGAUUAUUUUGUUUGCGCAUUUUUUUAUUUAAAUAACCGUAUUUUAUCCAUGCAUUGUUCGUAAAUUAAGUUAAUUAUAGGUAGUCUGUAUUUACUUUGUGUGUAGACAAAUAUUUACUUAAAGAAAUGUAUUUUUAUCUUAUAAUUAUGUAAAUGUACUCGUAAUAAUGAAAGUGUAUUUUACGAACAUUCCGAUGUAACCUUAAAAAUAUUUAUUUAAGUCUCAAUGUUAACCAGACAAUGAAAAGCAAUACUUAGAAAUAUAAUUGUUUGUUUUGUAUUUUUAUCAUUCUUGUAUGUUUACAGUUUAAGGGGAAAAGGGAAAAAUAUAAUCGUUUUUGGUACAUAAUAA